This is a messenger RNA of Pungitius pungitius (ninespine stickleback), 2989 nucleotides long. Its product is annotated as homeobox protein Mohawk-like. Gene Ontology annotation, biological process: regulation of transcription by RNA polymerase II; cell development; muscle organ development. Gene Ontology annotation, cellular component: nucleus. The record is from RefSeq and is a predicted model, not a curated record. Bases 1488 to 2717 code for a protein of 409 amino acids. The transcript has 6 exons. Gene Ontology annotation, molecular function: DNA-binding transcription factor activity, RNA polymerase II-specific; RNA polymerase II cis-regulatory region sequence-specific DNA binding. Lineage: Eukaryota; Metazoa; Chordata; Actinopteri; Perciformes; Gasterosteidae.
ACACACACACACUCGUACCAAACUGCCCAAACAAGAGGAGAUAUAUGUCCUUCCCCAGAGCUUUUUGCAGGUCUCCUGCCUGCCGAGUGAAGGUGUGUUCCCAGCUAAUAUCAACAGUUGAACCGGUGAACACAUCACUGAGGGACGGGAGUAAAUGGUGUGUGAUAGCAUGUAGCAUUCUCCGACCACUGCUGAGGAAUGUGAGCAAGGAAUUUACUGCACCUAACGGGGAUGCUUCUGGUCCAUGUGUUUUUCAGCUUUGAAAUCCAUUGAAACUCAACCUGCACACCGAUUCAUCUGAAUUACAAACAGGAACAAGACCUAACAUUUCAUGUGUUUAACGUUUGCGCAAGUGCUGCACGGAUUUUAGCCAUAAUCCUCAAAAGUUUCAGUUUUAGGCAGGAAAAUCUCAUUUUAUGAUCAAGUUAAGAGCAUGUAUGGCAAAGUCAUUGCUGUAUAUCCAAACAGGCUUACAUAACACUGUUUGGAUGUCAAGAGAAACGGAUCAUGCACGGAUUAGAGCUCAAGUUGAACGCCAGAGUCUCCAAAUACUUGUUAAGUACCAGCAUGUUGUUACGUAGUUACACUAAUGACAAGGCUAAGCUUCUGUCAGACCCACUUUUGAAUAAUUGUUUACAGACCUGCUUCCAUAAUUGAGACAAAUAUGAGCAUAACAGUUGGAUGUGUGUGCUCACACUGCAGACUGCAUAAAAAGAUCCACAUUUCUGACAGUCGAAUGCACACUCUGACUCACACCUGCAAAAAUCUGCAUCACUAUUAACAGGAUCAUAUAGGAAAGGAUCCAUGUAAUUUACCGGUGUUUGUGUUAACUUGCUCAGAGCUCCAAAUGAGCCAAUUUGUAGUGAAAUCCACUUCAUCUCAGCAGGCAUGCCUGCCUGACACGAGACACAGUUUGGUGGUUUUGCUGGUUGUUAUCAACCAUGCAAUUACACCCCUAAAUUUCCAGAGUCCCCUGGUGAAACAUGCAUUAAUAUCUGCUGACAUGAUUUUUGGUGAAACCGCAAGAGAUCCAUGCGCCUCGUGUAGAAAACCAGAGUGCUUAGCGCAGGCUGUACACAGACCAGAGAGAAAUCUCACUAGUAAAUCUAAUUUUCUGAUGUUCAUGUGCAGUAUUUUUCACAUGCCGGAGUGCAGCCGGGAUCCACGGCUGCCGUUCAAGCUUCUCCUCGCAGAGCUCUUCCAGAGACGUGAUUGGACGGUGGGAGAGCCAAUGGGCAGCUGAGCAGCAAGUUAUUUGAACUCUCCUCACACAACUCAACCACACCGGACAACAUCCUCUGACUUUUAAAACAUCGUUCUCUCACAAGAGUCUGCCAUCAUCUGUCUGCUCAGCCACUGCUCUCGUGGGCACGGAAAGAAAGAAGAAGAAGGAACAUUUUUAACCCUUUUCUUUGUAUUAUUACCUUUACAUUGAGUGCAUCCAGGAUGGGAACCUGCUGCUUCUGUUUACAUCUGGAAGUCGACUGAUGCACCUGUUGGUCGAGGAAAACUCUGUAUGUUCAACAAUGAUCAAGGUUGCUGAGAUGAAGUCCGACACUCUUCUUCAUUUUGAGGACCACGUGAGAGCAGAGGAGAGGAGCAGACUGAACUGUGUAAACCUGCCGCAGAGCAGUUUAACGGAGGUGCAGAAGACAGACCUGCGGCGAUGCCAGAACACCAGUGGUGACGGCUCUCCUACCAAGUACAGAAGAUACGGGUCUCGUCUGGGUGGGGUCAAAGUUCGCCACAAGAGACAGGUGCUGCAGGACAUGGCCCGACCGUUGAAGCACUGGCUCUACAAACACCGGGACAACCCUUACCCAACCAAGACUGAGAAGGUCCUGCUGGCGUUGGGCUCUCACAUGACGCUGGUGCAGGUCUCGAACUGGUUUGCUAACGCCCGCCGAAGGCUGAAAAACACAGUGAGACAGCCGGAUCUGAGCUGGGCCCUGAGGAUCAAACUGUACAAUAAAUACAUCCAGGGAAACGCUGAGAGACUGAGUGUGUGCAGCAAUGACAGCGACUCUGAUGAUGAAGUGUGUCCCUUACAAAUUCCUAUCAGCCAGUCGGACUUCGGCAGGUCAUCUUCCCACAUGAGCCUAACCGAGAAGCGCGGCGGCAUCCUCGCCAUGGCGGACUCCGCCAACAGCGAUGACGGCGUGUCGCCUCCGUCCAAGUACAAGAGCAGUUUACUCAACCGCUAUCUGAACGACACCCUGCGGCACAUGAUGGCGGCGAAGGCCGACGGCGUCCCGUCAGCCCACAAGAGGAGGAGCCACUCUGAGGCCUUCAGCUUCAACGCGUGCGAUCGAGACGCCGUCUCUCCGGCGUCGUCCUACGAAACGGAGGCCAACUUCGUCUACCGCAUGGACACAGUGGACUACGCUUCAGCUGUAUGUGAAAGGGAGCAGCAGCAGCAGCAGAGAGGAGGCGAUCCGGGCUGGAGGGAGAUCCACGCCGCCGUGGCCCUCACCAGCCUGGCCCAGGGGCAGAGCUGCAAAGCGGACCAGAUCGGCGGGUCGGGGCCCGGACCGGGCCCGGGCAAGGGCUGCACCCGGGGGCCCCCCUCGGUCACGAGGACCACUGUCACGGACGGGACGUUUGCCGGGGGGCCCACCGGCGCUCCGAGGCCCGCUGCCACCAGCCGCAUCAUCCAGAAGUCUUCUCAUAUCUCCGAGGUCCAGACUGUUAACGUGCCACUAGCCAACAGCGUGUAGGCAGGCGAAUAGAGCACCUGGUCUGUCCUUACGUAUGACACCACAUGCUUGGUGCCUUGCAGCCUCAGAUACUUUGUAAUGCUGAUAAACUUUGAUAUUUUAAAUCAUUUUUAUAUAGAAAAACCAACCUAAUGCAGUUUAAUAUUUUCUAGUGUUGUUGUCUUCCUAUUGUCGUCUGUUGUCGUAAGUUAUAUUAACUUCCAUGAGACUGGAUUGUCAUCCAAUGCUUAAGUUUGACAGCAGCUAUUUGAAUAAAGCCAAUGUGAAAUCUU